CAGAGCAACCUCAUCAUCCAACUUCCGUAUGUUGUGUACUGAGGAGCUUGAUUUUGAACUGAGCUGGAGGUAUCUUGCAUUGCCAACCCAACAGUAGAUUGUUUGUCCUGACGAGAUCAGCCAAUACUUCCAAACUACACUUCUGCUAAAUUGGAGGUCUCGGUGCGGGAUGGGUGCUCUGGGAAACGGACGACGAGUGGGUCGGUCCCCUCCGCUACUCAUCGCCGCUUUGACCACAUGCAUCCUUGUCUUGGCAUUUAAUUACUGGGUGUCGAAUUCGCGCAUCGCUGAACUUCAGGCCCAGGUGUAUGAGCUGGAGGCCCAUGUGAGGAGAGGGGAUGCGGAGAGGGAGGAGGUGGCGGAGAAGUGGGGCGAGGCAGACGCCACCAUGAAGCGCCAGACCCAGCAGAUAAGGGAACUGGAGGAACAGCACCAGAGAGAAGAGACGACACUUCACCUCAACGUGUCGUCUUGCUCCAAAACGGUCCAAGAUAUGAAGAGCCAGCUCAAGUCUUUGUUCACGGACCUGGGAAAGAUCCAGCAAGAGCUGCAGACGUGUCAAGGCUCAGUGAACACACUGAAUAAGAAGCUGACUUAUGACACUGCUCAGUGUAACACGCAAAUGAUGGCGUUGAAGGAGGACUGUGAAGAGAGGAUGGCAGCUGUGAAGGAGGCUCAGAAGAAACAAGAGAAGAAUAUACAGACAAAUGCCGCAGACACCCUGAAAGUCGCUCCAAUCACCAUUGGCGACCAGAAGGUUGUCAUUGAAGAUCCAGCCAAUCAGACAGCAGAGAAGUCUCCAAAGCCAAGCCUGCCCGCAGAGUCACCAGACGUGACGGAGCUGAAGACCAAUGACAUAGUCGAUGUUCAUGACGGUACGAAGUUGAAGUUUCCCUGUUUAGGAUUGAUAAAGCUCUCCUAG
This is a messenger RNA of Engraulis encrasicolus (European anchovy), 922 nucleotides long. RefSeq names its product golgi membrane protein 1 (gene golm1). Lineage: Eukaryota; Metazoa; Chordata; Actinopteri; Clupeiformes; Engraulidae. Gene Ontology annotation, cellular component: Golgi apparatus. The transcript has 7 exons. The record is from RefSeq and is a predicted model, not a curated record. Bases 170 to 922 code for a protein of 250 amino acids.